CAAAUUGGGGCGUCGAAACGUGGUUAACGUGGUGAAAACAAACUCCUCUCAUGUCAGUGUCUCAUGUAGAUUCCUCCAAUGGAAACGCCGAUCAUCAGUUCCUUCAGUGAAAGCGAAGCAGCCACCGUGUACGAGCCUGCGGAAGACAGUUUUCUCUUAAUCGAUGCUCUCGAAAAGGAGCUUCCAGAGAUCGCCAGGAGGAGGCCAUCACUAUGCGUUGAAGUUGGCUCCGGUUCAGGGAUUGUUACUGCAGCAAUAGCGAAAGCGUUAGGCCGGACUUGUUGCUUUAUAGCAACUGACAUAAAUGAAAAUGCAGCGGCCAUGACCAAAAGGACCUGUGAGAGAAACGGAGCUGAUGUUGAUGUCGUUGUUAACGAUCUCGUAGAAUGUCUUGCGGACCGCCUUCGCAACCGAGUGGACCUCCUGAUUUUUAAUCCGCCGUACGUCGUAACGCCGUCUAAAGAGGUGCAAGGCGAUCAGCUGCUCACUCGAUCCUGGGCUGGUGGCAUAAAAGGUCGCGAGGUCAUGGACAGGCUGGCUCCCUACGUUUCUCAAAUACUGAGCGACCGUGGCUUGUAUUUUUUACUAGUAAUCAAGGAGAAUGACCCUGAUGAUGUCUGCAAAUUGAUGUCUACACACGGCCUGCAGGGAAGAUGCGUUAUUGCUAGGCGAUGUGGAGCAGAGUCUCUUAGUGUGCUGCGAUUCGAAAAGUGCACAAAUAAGUCCUGACAGACCCUACCCACAUUGUCUGUCUAGAUGGUCGGCUGUAGUGUCACCAACUUUCAACUUUUAUGGUGGGCUACACAUCUACAAACACGUGAAACUUUCAAGUAAAACAUGCUUUUCAGCAGCUGGUAGGCACACGCAUCUUGGGAUGGAGUGCAGAGAUCAGUAUUAAGUAGUCGUGACGAGCAAAGUGGGUGGUUGCUGUGGUGUAGUCAGGCACCUUUUCGUGUCGCUGAAAAUACUUUGUUGACAACUUAUAAUAUAACACCACUUAAGAACCACUUUCAUGACUCAAUCAUGAAACCAGGUGUGCUGCCCGAGUGUUGCUGUGGCAACCUAUAAACUGACUAAGGGAUGCGGGCAGCCUGUUGGUUAGUGUUCAUGAUAACACAGUGCAGCACGACUGGAUGAGGACAGAGCUAUUUACAACUACCAAUUUUUUCUUUAAUUUCACAUGCAUGCGAUACGUGUAACCACAUAAUAAAACAAAUCAACAAAGAACCUAUAUGUGUCCAACAGCAUUUCACUAUAGCACCAGCAUGUACAUCAGGUAAUCUGGUUUAAAGUAGACUUCUUGAAGAUUUCAGGGGCGAAGCACCUUAAGGCGUGGGUCUUGUGUCUUCUGUAUGUAGUAGCCACCUCUCGUAUUAGUCCUUCGAAUGGCCACUAGGUGGCGGUACGUGUAUAUGACAUAUAGAGUUACUGUUUAUGCUACUUUUAGAUAGCAGAGUUGCGCCAAAGUACGCACGUCAUCUUGGGUUCAAAAGUUUCGCGGGAAAGCCGCUCACCGCUGGCGUAAGAGCAGCACUCACGUUUCGGAGCACUAGCGUUGCUUGCUUUACUUUUUCGCUUUCUUUUUAUUUUUUAUGAGGGCCAACACUGGGCAGGGAGCAUCCAGGCUGUAGUAAGGCAAAAUGCAGCCAGAACAAAACAAAAAAAUUAUUUUUACAACGUAUGUACAGAGCGAGGACGAGGAGGCCUCCGACGCUAAAUGUGCCGGCCGUGUACAGGCGUUGAGACGCUGAAGGAGCAGAUGGGAGCACCGCCAUUGAGACGCGUCCAGCGUCUCUGUGGGACGCGUCCAGUGUCGGUGAAGGACGGACGUGGUGUCUGUGCAAAGGGCGCCAGCGCGUUCGUAACACUGUGAAGCAUCGACGAUGGCUGCGUAGUGUUGGUUUCUCCGCAGUGCAUUUGAACCACCUAUGACCACGUGAUGGCACGCAAUCAAUAGCAUUGCUGAAAUCAUCAAAAGCCUGGUGAGCGGCGCCCGGAAAACAGUGGCACGACUCUGCUACCUAAGGAUAGCAUAUACAGUAACUCUAAUGAUGAAAAGAUGCGAGAUGGCGGUACUUGGAGUGUUCACUAGAUGGACGCACAGACGGACAUACAAACAGACACGGCCAGUGAAUGAUUCAUGGUUUGUCGAUAAAACCCUUCGAAGCUUCACGGCACGCAUAAUCAUUCACUCCGUGGAUAUGCUGUGGUUUUUUUUUUUUAUAUUGAAAAUUGAAAGUUUCUGAGCACGUUUUCUCUCGCAUUAUCAGGAAAACAAAUUUAGGUAGGUUGUGAUUAUGCCAUCGUUUCUUUGAUGUAUACCUUUAAAUGAUUUUAUUGUGACAUUUUCUCUUGUUUGCCUGGUUAUACUUAUAGUAUACGUGCAAAAGUAAAACUGUGGUUGAAAGUAUUGCUGCAAGUGGAUAAAGUUUUUUUUCUGUGCCUAUCCAGUCAUGCUACAUUGCGUUGACUUGAACCAUGAACCAAUAGCCCCAAAGGGGAACACUUGCGAAAGACUGUGAUAAUUUGCUGACACGGGCCAUCACGGCACCUAGCAAUAUGCUACUUCGACAAAAAUUUUGAAUGCACUGGGCAUUUCUGUGUGCUGCUACACAAAGCAACCGUGAGUUGUGGGAUGCUUGCAAGCAGUCAGAUCUCGGUGUCAUUUAUAAUAAAGGCAAGCUAGCAUAUGU
Molecule: messenger RNA, 2693 nt
Organism: Rhipicephalus microplus (southern cattle tick)
Lineage: Eukaryota; Metazoa; Arthropoda; Arachnida; Ixodida; Ixodidae
Gene: HemK2
Product: HemK methyltransferase 2
Biological process (GO): methylation
Cellular component (GO): eRF1 methyltransferase complex
Molecular function (GO): nucleic acid binding; S-adenosylmethionine-dependent methyltransferase activity; protein methyltransferase activity
Source: RefSeq, a predicted model, not a curated record